Molecule: messenger RNA, 795 nt
Organism: Emiliania huxleyi CCMP1516
Lineage: Eukaryota; Haptophyta; Isochrysidales; Noelaerhabdaceae
Exons: 3
Coding region: 1-795 (264 amino acids)
Molecular function (GO): metal ion binding
Source: RefSeq, a predicted model, not a curated record
AUGAGCUUCUCCACCUCCUCCAUCUCUGCGCCGGCCUUGAUGCUGGAGGGCGAGGCCGAGGCUCCUGAGCUGGCGCAGGCCGCUCCGUCGCCCGAGGGACCGGCAGACGCGGCCGAGGCGCCUGCGCCGAGCAGCAGCAACAGCAGCGGCGCCCAGGGGGGCUCUGCGCAGACGGCCUCUGCGGCUGCUGCACCGGAGCCAGUGGCGACGUCGUCGGGCCAGCCGUCGUCGUCAGGUCCCUCCUCGCCCCACUCUCCUGCUGCGGAGGAGACGCGCAUCUGCUUCCCCUUCCUCAACCGAGGGGUCUGCAGCUUUGGCGCCGGUUGCCGCUUCCGCCACCUCGCGCCAGACCACCCGGACGCGAUCGCCGACCGCGUGCGCACGGGCCACAUCUUCAAGAUUGCAAACGUGCAGGACGAAAAGGUGCAGGCGCAGCUGCAGGAGCUCACCGCCGCCACGUCGCCCUCAGCCCAGGCGCUCGCGCCGCCGACGGCGGCGUCGCACGACGCCCGCAUCUGCUUCCCCUUUCUGAACCACGGCCGGUGCGACCGGGAGGCGACCUGCCGGUUUCGGCACCUGGCGCCCGACCAUCCCGACGCGGUGGCCGACCGGAUGCGCACCGGCGCGUACGACAAGAUCCCGCCGCACGCCAACCCGCUCAUUGAGCAGAACCCGCACGUGACGCCGGGAGAGCCCGCCUCCCGGGUCGCGGCGUGCGUGACACCCGACGAGCCCCCACGACCGCGCUCCGCACCACUUCACUGCUCGGGGUCCGGCAAAGGAAACGAUAGAUAA